Molecule: messenger RNA, 2062 nt
Organism: Scatophagus argus
Lineage: Eukaryota; Metazoa; Chordata; Actinopteri; Scatophagidae
Gene: arpc1b
Product: actin related protein 2/3 complex, subunit 1B
Exons: 10
Coding region: 538-1674 (378 amino acids)
Biological process (GO): Arp2/3 complex-mediated actin nucleation
Cellular component (GO): Arp2/3 protein complex; actin cytoskeleton
Molecular function (GO): actin filament binding
Source: RefSeq, a predicted model, not a curated record
CUCCUCCUUUUUGCAGAACAUUGUAUUCAUGCUCCUCCCUCUCUUCCUACUUUCAGUGAAGCUGAAAACUUCAAACUCUUCUCCCUUCUGUUAAAACUCGAUUGUUCGUUCCCAUUCUCUCACGUUUUUUGAAGGGUCACACCCAUGAUAUUUUCUGCCUCGAGCAGAAGCCUGCAUAAACUUCCUGUAUGUCUCCCCCCUCUGAGCUUCACUGUACCCUCCUCCACUUCCCCCUCUGACCUCCCCUCCCUCUCUUCAGCUCAGCCUCUCUCUUCCUGAGCUCACUCUGUCGUUGGCGUUCGCGUUGACUGGCCAGAGUCCGCGAGCUGAACACCCUCAUCUUCAUUUGAUCCGCCGCCUUCCUCUGUCUCUGCCUGUUCCUCUCUUCUUUCUCUCUUUCUUUCUCUCCCUCUCCAUCUCUGCAGCUAUUCACCCGUUCAUCUCAGUUCAGCCCUCAGGACUUUCUAGACUGUUAUCUCUCACCAGCCACUGGUUCCUCAAGCCACUUCCUGGUCUGCUUCAAACAUCUGAUUGGCCAUGGCGUACCACAGCUUCCUGAUGGAACCAAUUAGCUGCCAUGCCUGGAAUAAAGAUCGUACCCAGAUCGCCCUGUGCCCCAACAACCACGAGGUCCACAUCUACAAGAAAGAUGGGACAAAGUGGAGCAAGAUCCACGAGCUGAAGGAGCACAAUGGGCAGGUGACAGGCAUUGACUGGGCUGCAGACAGUAACCGUAUAGUUACUUGCGGCGCAGAUCGUAACGCCUACGUGUGGACCCUAAAAGAGGGUGCGUGGAAGCCCACCUUGGUCAUCCUCAGGAUCAACCGUGCCGCUCGGUGUGUGAAGUGGUCGCCACGGGAGAACAAGUUUGCUGUGGGCAGCGGCUCACGUCUCAUCUCCAUCUGUUACUUCGAGAAGGAAAACGACUGGUGGGUGUGUAAGCACAUCAAGAAACCGAUCCGCUCCACCAUCCUCAGUCUGGACUGGCAUCCCAACAAUGUCCUGCUGGCUGCUGGAUCCUGUGACUUCAAGUGCAGGGUCUUCUCAGCCUACAUAAAGGAGGUGGAGGAGAAGCCCGGUCCCACUCCCUGGGGUAGCAAGAUGCCGUUCGGGGAGAUGUUGUUUGAGUCCGGAGGCUCUGGAGCGGGUCAGGCUUUGGGUGGAGGCGGGUGGGUGCACAGUGUGUGCUUCUCAGACUCCGGCAACCGCCUGGCAUGGACAUCACAUGACUCCACUGUGUCUGUCGCAGAGGGAGGCAAGACCGGCACGGUGAACAGUCUGAGCUCUGAGACACUCCCUCUGCUCUGUGUCACCUUCAUUACUGAGAACAGCUUAGUAGCAGCUGGCCACGACUGUUACCCGGUGCUGUUUGUGUACGACGGCGCCAAAGGCAGCUUGACAUUUGGUGGCAAGCUGGAUGUUCCUAAGCAGGCGGCCCAGAAGGGCAUCAGUGCCAGGGAACGUUUCCAGAACCUGGACCGUCGGGCCUCUGAGACCCAGACCACCGACAAGAGCCUGAACACCCUGCACAAGAACAGCAUCAGUGAGAUCUCAGUGCUGGAAGGAGGACGAAACCAGUGCACCAAGUUCUGCACCACUGGCAUGGAUGGAGGAAUGUGCAUCUGGGAUGUCAAGACUCUGGAGUCUGCAAUGAAGAACUUGAAGAUAGUCUGAGCUGAAGUUUACUCAAACAAAGCAUAUUAGCUUCAGGAGUUAUGAAGAAAAAUGCUGCCUUAUUACCCAAAGCUUCUUGGCCUUAUUUUAAUCAGGUAUUUUUUAUACACAAGUUAAACGAUCAGACUUGGGUCGUACAGUCUUUGUAAUCCCUCUGAAGCUCUUUGCUGAGCUUUCCAAACUCAGCAAUGCACACAGAGGGACUGACCACAGGUCUGCAAAAGGUACUUAAUGAGUUAGAUUAGUGUGAUCACAGAGAGCUCAGUCUGAACUGAAUGCUUAAACAGGAUUUUUCUAUUAAUCACAAUGAAAGGCUACAGAAUUUGUUAAAGCUUAUGCUGGUCAUAAUAUGCAUUUAUGUAAUAAAUGAUUGCUGUUACGGCGCUCA